Messenger RNA from Mycena indigotica, 282 nucleotides. RefSeq lists its product as uncharacterized. The record is from RefSeq and is a predicted model, not a curated record. The coding region runs from base 1 to 282 and encodes 93 amino acids. NCBI's taxonomy places the organism in Eukaryota, Fungi, Basidiomycota, Agaricomycetes, Agaricales, Mycenaceae. Gene Ontology annotation, cellular component: membrane. The transcript has 4 exons.
AUGAAGGGUUCAGAUAUACUCCUCAUCCUCGUUGCCAUUCUCUUUCCCCCCUGCUGCUGCCGCCUUCAUCACUGGCUGCUCUUGCGACCUGCUUAUCAACGUACUCUUGACUAUGUCUUGGGCUAUAUUCCCGGCCAUAUCCAUGCCUUUUGGCUCAUUUAUAAGAAGAUGAGGGCAGAGGAACGUUAUGGUGCAGGGGGAUUCCGCUAUGUGGGGAAUGGAACAUAUGAGCCGCUGGCACAAGGUCAACAACAGGUGCAUUAUGGUUCUACAACUAUUUGA